UAUUGGCGCGCGAUAACGACCAAGGUCGCUUUUGUUCCAUUAGGUUGCAGACUUCUACAUUAGCAUUCAUUCUUGAACUCCUUCCCUUGAGUUUUCGUCCCUCUUUGCCUUUUCUGCUGAAAGCCACGGGACUCAUCCACCAGCUUGUGACGUGACCUGAGUUGCCUCGGACCACCCCCUCAACACACCCCUCACUCAUCGCCAACACACACCCCCAUUAACCAUGGCGGAUGAUACCGUGGCGGAGGAGUCGCCCAUCACCUUCAAUAUCAAAGCUUCGAACGAUGCAAAGUUUACGCUCACAUUACCCGCCUCGACGCCAGUAUCAGAGCUGAAAGAGAAGCUCUCAUCGUCAGAUUAUGCCGACACUCCGGCGGAGCGCCAGCGCUUGAUCUAUUCGGGCCGGGUUUUGAAAGACAAUGAUACUUUAGCGACGUACAAGAUCAAAGACGGGCACACCAUUCAUUUGGUAAAGAGCGCCGCCAGCAAUCAACGUCCCGCAGCCGCCGCCGCUGCCACCCCGAGCAGCAGCACCCCAAACCCAACAAACACCGGAGUCCCAACGAAUCUCGCCGCCGGCACAGGGAACAACCCUCUUGCUGGCCUAACUGGCGCGCGAUAUGCCGGGUUUGCUCAGCUUCCAGGCGCUGGUAUGUUUGGCCCGGACGGCGGGAUGGGACCUCCUCCGGAUGCCGAAUCGAUGUUAAAUAUGCUUGAGAACCCUCAAGUGCAGUCUUUGAUGAAUGAAGCAUUACAAAACCCGGCCAUGAUCGACAUGAUGAUUCAACAGAACCCCCUGCUACGCGAUAAUCCCAUGGCCCGUCAAAUGCUGCAAAGUGAGGGGUUUCGCCGUAUGAUGACUGACCCUAACACGAUGCGUCAUAUGAUGCAGAUGCAACGAGCAAUGGGAGGAUUUGGUGGCGGUAGUGCUUUCCCUGCCCCGGGAGUCACCAAUACAACGCCCGAGGAAAAUAGAACUGCGCAAACCAACACCAACAACAAUAAUAGUAAUGCUGCCAAUGCCCUCCCAGGAGGUCUUUUCAACCCUUUUAUGCCCCAGGGCCUUGGCGCUGGCAACCCAUUCGCAGCUCUUUUUGGAGGGAACCAGGGAAGCCAAGGAGGAAACCAGACUGAUCAGACUGGCGCGGCGCAACCAGAGUCGGGAGGAGCAAGUGAAACUGGUACCGCAUCUGAGCAGAAUAGACCGGCUCCUGGCUUCUUCAACCCAUUCAAUCCUGGUGCGAAUCCUUUCGACCCCGAGCAAAAUCCCCUCCUCCGCAACCCUGCGUUGCUAGAACAGUUGAUGCAGUCAAUGGGAAGCCCUGCGGGCGGUGCUGCUAACCCUUUUGCAUCACUGUUCGGUGGCCCUAGCUUUGGUAGCCCUGCUCCCCAGGACAACAGGCCUCCAGAAGAGAGAUACGCGGACCAGCUGCGUCAGCUCAACGAUAUGGGCUUCUUUGAAUUCGAACGAAACAUCGAAGCUCUUCGCCGAGCAGGGGGCAGCGUACAAGGUGCGGUGGAAUACCUGCUGAGCCAUCCGUCUUAGUUUUGAUCUUGCCAUUUCUGAGGACGCGGGAUAUUUGACGGGUUUCUAGCGGUCACGAUAUCUCUUUGUGUUUUCCUGGGAUCGCAGCGUGUUGCUGAUUGAAGAACCCUUCUGUAUUAAACCUUUUCCUUCAUGGUCCCGUAGAAUGCGCAUAUUUAUACUUUGGAACAAUUUUACAGCUCUAAUAUUUACU
Messenger RNA from Aspergillus nidulans FGSC A4, 1739 nucleotides. RefSeq names its product ubiquitin domain-containing protein DSK2. Gene Ontology annotation, molecular function: protein-macromolecule adaptor activity; K48-linked polyubiquitin modification-dependent protein binding; polyubiquitin modification-dependent protein binding. Bases 224 to 1546 code for a protein of 440 amino acids. Gene Ontology annotation, biological process: spindle pole body duplication; proteasomal protein catabolic process; ERAD pathway. The record is from RefSeq and is a predicted model, not a curated record. NCBI's taxonomy places the organism in Eukaryota, Fungi, Ascomycota, Eurotiomycetes, Eurotiales, Aspergillaceae. The transcript has 2 exons.